Molecule: messenger RNA, 1398 nt
Organism: Monoraphidium neglectum
Lineage: Eukaryota; Viridiplantae; Chlorophyta; Chlorophyceae; Sphaeropleales; Selenastraceae
Exons: 5
Coding region: 1-1398 (465 amino acids)
Cellular component (GO): membrane
Source: RefSeq, a predicted model, not a curated record
AUGCCAUGCAUCACUCUUCGCGCGCCGGCCCUAUCGGCCCGGCCGCAAUGCCCCGCGCCCCUGCGGCGCGCGCCCCUUCGCGUGAUGGCCGGCCCGCCGCCGUUCACGCGCACGGAGGCCCCUCCCGCGUCGCCUCGGGCCGCGUCGCCGCUGGCGUCAGUUUCGGUCGCGUCCCUGGCGUCGUUGGAGGAAGAGGAGGCGCAAUCCAAUGAGGCCGCGCAGCUGGAGCUGCAGCUCCGCGCCAACGCCGCGCUGGCCGACGCCCUGGGCGACGCGCGGCCCGCGGCGGCGGGCGCGGGGGAGGCGCGCGGGCGGCAGGUGCAGCGCGCGCCGAGCGGGCCGCUGGCAGGCAUACUGGAGAAGCUGCCCUUCAAACUAGACGGCCGCAUGCGGGGCCUCAUCCUGCUGAACAUCAUGACCCUCAUCAUGUCAUCCAAUUGGAUGGUGGUCAAGACGGCCAACGAGGCCACCAUGACUGACACCACGAUUUUCAUGUCGCUGCGCUUCGCGCUGGCGGCCGCCGUGUUUGCGCCCUUCUUCAAGCCGGACGCACGCGUGUUCAAGGCGGGCGUGCAAGUGGGGGUGUGGUACGCGGCCGGCUACAUCGCGCAGUCGCUGGCGCUCGCCGGCACGUCCGCAUCCCGCGCGUCCCUGCUGUCCACGUUCACGGUGCUCGCUGUGCCCGUAAUCGGCGCGUUCAACGGGCAGCACAUUCGCCCCAUCGUCUGGGCCUGCGCGGCGGCGGCGCUCGUCGGGACGGGCAUGCUGGAGGAGGGCAGCAGCCUGGGCGGCCCCAACGUCGGCGACGCCUGGGCCGUCGCCAGCGCCGUCUUCUUCGCCUUCCAGAUAUUCUUCGCCGAGCGCAACAUGCGGCGGCUGCCGCCCAAGAGCGAGCUGCCCCUGAUGGCCGUGGCCAUGUUCACCGUCGCCACGCUCUCGGCCGGCGCCGCCGCGGUCAUGCACUUCCGCGCGGGCGACUUCGGGGCCGUCGCGGCCGGGCUGAAGGAGCUGCUGCACGACUGGCAGGCGGCGCUGCCGGCGGCGCUGGGUGGCGGCGCGGCGGUGCCGGCGGCGGAGGCGGCGGAGGCGGUGCGGACGGCGCAGCAGCUGUUCUACACGGCACUGUUCAGCACCAACCUGGUGCUGCUGAUCGAGCUCUUUGCGCUGCAGGAUGUGUCGUCCACGGACGCGGCGAUGAUCUACUCGCUCGAGCCUGUGCUGGGCGCCCUCAUGGCCUAUGCGUUCCUUGGGGAGCGCUGGGGCGCCUGGGGCUGGGCCGGCGGCGGCGUGAUCCUGGCCGCGAGCCUGCUGACGCAAUUCGCGGGCGCGGUCGAGAGCGGCAGCGACAGCGACGGCGGCGGUCGCGCGAACGGCAACGGCGACGGGAAGCGGGACUGA